GCUCGCAGCCUCAGUGCCUGUGUGAGGCACUCACUGACUCACAGAAGGAGAUAGAAUAUCCAGUAGAUCGAGAGUUUCUUCCUGCUCUGUUUUUCUUCUUCCUGCUCUGUUUUUCUUCUUCCUGCUCUGUUUUUCCCAGAUUCCCAGAUCUCCUCUCGCAGUCUCGCCCAGUCGGCCCAGAUCGAGAGUAUCGCCGUCGCCGAUUCUGUUUGCUACGGUGCUACCAGUGGCGGAGAGAGACAGAGAGACAGAGAUUCCAUGUUAGCUACUUAGCUGAGCCGCUGAGGAGUGAGGAACUGCCGAACUGAGGCUCUUGAUUUCUUGAAUCUUGAUCAUGGUCGGUCUCGGUGACUCGGUCAUCCCCAUCACGAUCUCUUAGAAGGAGAGAGAAUAUCCAGUAGAAAACCAACUCUUAAUCAAGCCCAAUUUCAAAGCAAUGGCGGCUAUAAGUUCUCUGGUGGGAAGCAUUCCCCAAAUUGGUCUGACAAUAUGCAGAGAUGAUGGUUAUUCAAAAAGGCGGGCGAAGAAUUCUGUGGUUUCUAUUAUUAGCCCCCGUCUACCCUUAUUUUCUUCUCAGACCAGACGUCUGCUUCAAGUUGGUUCGGGUAAAUCAAUUUUUCCAAGAAAUAAGAGGAAUAGUUGGGAACAAUGUAUCUCCAUAUUUGGAGAGCCUUUGACUGGAGCACCUUUUCCACGAAAGUAUAACGGCAUUUCUAGCUCUUUUUGCCAAAGCAGAAGCUCUUCAUGGCAAAGUAGAAGUUGUCUUCGCCUCAGGACGUCCACACCAAGUGCCUUUCCUGACAGAACUUCUUUCUGUUUAACCAACCGUAAACUUGAGAAGGUUUUUGUGAAGGAUCUGCAUAUUCCAUAUGCAACCGUAGGUCCAGAUGAGCCACAUGCAGCAAGUACAUCUUGGCCAGAUGGUAUUCUUGAGAAACAGGAGCUAGAUUUAGUAUAUCCUGGAGUAGAACAAACAGAGGUAGAGGGGUUUCUAAGUUCUGAACUUCCAUCUCACCCAAAGUUGUAUCGAGGACAACUAAAAAAUGGUCUGCGCUAUCUGAUUUUACCAAAUAAAGUUCCGCCAAACAGGUUUGAAGCACACAUGGAAGUGCAUGUAGGAUCAAUCGACGAGGAAGAGGAUGAGCAAGGGAUUGCACAUAUGAUUGAACAUGUUGCUUUCCUUGGAAGUAAGAAACGCGAGAAGCUUCUUGGGACGGGGGCUCGAUCCAAUGCUUACACCGAUUUCCAUCAUACAGUGUUUCACAUCCAUUCGCCACUUAGUACAAAGGAUUCUGAUGAAGAUCUCCUUCCAAAUGUGCUGGAUGCCUUGAAUGAGAUUGCUUUUCACCCAAAAUUCCUUUCUUCUCGUGUUGAGAAGGAACGGCGGGCUAUACUUUCAGAAUUACAGAUGAUGAAUACAAUAGAUUAUCGCGUUGACUGCCAGUUAUUACAACAUCUGCACUCUGAAAACAAGCUAAGCAAAAGGUUCCCGAUUGGAUUAGAGGAGCAGAUUAAGAAGUGGGAUGUAGAUAAAGUGCGAAAAUUUCAUGAGCGUUGGUACUUCCCUGCAAAUGCAACCUUAUACAUUGUUGGGGAUAUUGACAACAUCUCAAAAACAAUUUACCAAAUUGAGGCUGUCUUUGGACAAACUGGCCAAGAAAAUGGGUCAGCACCUACUCCUAGUGCGUUUGGUGCAAUGGCUAGUUUCCUUGUCCCUAAGCUUUCAGUUGGCCUGACUGGAAAUUUGCCUACUGAAAGAUCGUCUAAUUCCAUUGAUCAAACAAAACUCCUUAAAAAGGAAAAGCACACUGUUCGUCCUCCUGUGAAGCAUAAUUGGUCACUCCCUGGAAGUAGUAUGCAUUUGAAGCCUCCACAGAUUUUUCAGCAUGAAUUGAUUCAGAAUUUCUCAUUUAAUAUGUUCUGCAAGAUUCCUGUGAACAGGGUUCGAACAUAUGGUGACUUGCGAAAUGUUCUAAUGAAGAGAAUAUUUCUUUCUGCUUUGCAUUUCCGAAUUAAUACAAGAUACAAGAGUUCAAACCCACCAUUUACUUCAAUUGAAUUGGAUCAUAGUGACUCUGGAAGGGAAGGAUGCACAGUCACUACUCUUACUGUAAUUGCCGAACCCAAGAAUUGGCAAACUGCAAUAAGAGUUGCUGUUCACGAGGUUAGAAGGCUCAAAGAAUUUGGUGUUACUAAGGGUGAAUUGACACGUUAUAUAGAUGCUUUAUUAAAAGAUAGUGAGCAUCUGGCGGCUAUGAUAGAUAAUGUAUCUUCGGUUGAUAAUUUGGAUUUUAUUAUGGAGAGUGAUGCGCUGGGCCAUACAGUAAUGGAUCAGAGACAAGGACAUGACAGUCUGGUUGCUGUUGCUGGAACUGUUACUCUUGAAGAGGUUAACUCUAUUGGCGCCAAGGUGUUGGAAUUUGUUUCUGAUAUUGGAAAGCCUACUGCACCCCUUCCUGCAGCGAUUGUCGCUUGUGUUCCAAAGAAAGUGCAUGUUGAUGGAAUGGGUGAAACUGAGUUCACCAUUUCCCCUGAUGAGAUUACAGCUGCUACGAGAGCUGGAUUGGAGGACCUCAUUGAACCUGAGCCAGAGCUUGAAGUGCCAAAAGAAUUGAUAUCUUCAUCACAGUUGCAGGAAUUGAGGCAGGAGCGCAUGCCAUCCUUCAUCACCUGUAGCCCAGAAACAAAUAUGACAAAAAUUUAUGACAAGGAAACAGGGAUCACUAGAGCUCGUCUUUCAAAUGGAAUUGAUGUAAAUUACAAGAUUUCUAAAAGUGAGGCUCAGGGAGGUGUGAUGAGGCUUAUAGUUGGUGGUGGACGGGCAACUGAAAGUCCUGAAUCAAAAGGUUCUGUUGUUGUGGGUGUACGAACUCUUAGCGAGGGAGGUCGUGUUGGAAACUUUUCAAGGGAGCAGGUAGAACUGUUCUGUGUGAAUCACUUGAUUAAUUGCUCAUUGGAGUCAACGGAGGAAUUUAUUUCUAUGGAAUUCCGUUUCACUUUAAGAGAUAAUGGGAUGCGUGCCGCUUUCCAAUUGCUUCACAUGGUACUUGAGCAUAGUGUCUGGCUGGAUGAUGCAUUUGAUAGAGCAAGACAAUUAUAUUUGUCAUAUUAUCGCUCCAUCCCUAAAAGCUUGGAGCGCUCAACUGCUUACAAACUCAUGUUGGCAAUGUUGGACGGGGAUGAGCGUUUUGUAGAACCUACACCAACAUCAUUGCAAAAUUUAACUUUGCAAUCUGUGAAGGAUGCAGUGAUGAACCAAUUUGUUGGCAAUAACAUGGAGGUAAGUGUUGUUGGGGACUUCUCGGAGGAGGAAAUCGAGUCUUGUAUUCUUGAUUACUUGGGAACAGUACAAUCGGCAAAAUUUUUUGAGACUGAGCAGAAGUAUAAUCCGGUUGUGUUUCGACCAUCUUCUGAUUUGCAGUCUCAACAAGUGUUCUUGAAGGAUACAGAUGAGAGAGCAUGUGCAUUUAUUGCAGGUCCUGCACCAAAUCGUUGGGGUUUUACUGUUGACGGUAAAGACCUGUUUGAGUCAAUCACUGAUAUUUCUUCUAGUGAUGAUGCGCAGCUGAAAUCUGCAGAGCUAGUUGUGGAGGGUAAGGAUAUUCAGAAGGAUCUGCAAAGAAAACUCCGUGGUCAUCCGCUUUUCUUUGGCAUCACAAUGGGGCUCCUGGCUGAGAUUAUAAAUUCCAGACUUUUUACGACGGUCAGAGAUUCACUUGGCUUGACAUAUGAUGUCUCGUUCGAGUUGAACCUUUUUGAUAGGCUGAAUCUCGGAUGGUAUGUCAUAUCUGUAACAUCAACUCCUGGCAAGGUUCACAAAGCUGUUGAUGCAUGCAAGAAUGUCCUUAGAGGUUUGCAUAGCAACAAGAUUUCCCAAAGGGAGCUGGACAGGGCAAAACGGACGCUUCUGAUGAGACAUGAAGCUGAGAUCAAGUCAAAUGGCUACUGGCUUGGACUUUUAGCUCACUUGCAAGCUUCUUCUGUUCCAAGGAAGGAUAUAUCUUGCAUCAAAGAUCUUACUACUUUGUACGAAAUUGCUGCUAUUGAGGACGUAUACCUUGCAUAUGAUCAAUUGAAAAUAGAUGACGAUUCUUUGUACUCAUGUAUUGGAAUUGCUGGGGCUCAAGCUGGUGAUGAAUUGACUGAAGUCGAAGAACCAGAGGAAGGUUUUCCAGGUGUUUUCCCAGUUGGGCGUGGGUUAUCUACAAUGACACGGCCUACAGCAUGAUCUUAGAUUAUACGUGCCAUCUCACAUAUAGUAAAGACAUAUCUAGCAUUAAGGUCCAGUGGCGAGAAGCUAAGACCAGAUAAUGCUAAAGGCCUGCUCGCCAAAGUCGCGCCAGAACAAAUUAUAGCACACACCAUAGUCAUGCCAUUCAACGUGAAGUCAUCAACUGUCUUGGUUGACAUGCUCCUGCAUAUUAUUACCAUUGGGAGCAAUUGGAAACCACUGAUACUUGCUUCAUUCCCAGUUCAACAGUGAGCAUUGGGAGGUAGAAAACAGUAACAUGAUUUGUCUAGUACAAAAUUACGGGCUAUACCAAGUGCCUGGGCCAAUUCUUUGAUAUUGUAAAUACAUGAGCCUCUUGUCAGUUAUCCAAAAUUUUGCCUUAUGCUGUCAAUACUAGGCCAAUACCUAGACCCUAGCCUUUCUCUUUUGAUAUAUUACUGGUAGAUAAUAUAUUCAUGUCCCUGCCAAGUAUUCAAUUUGCAUCUGCCCAUGGAGGUUUUAUUGCAUAAAAUGAACAGGACAGUGUGGAUCCCCCAUCCGAAGCCUAACUUGUACUUUUUAGUGGAAAGUGUGGUGUAUAUGGAUCCUUAAUGAUGGGGAAAAGUCUUACUUGGGGAAGUUAAUUACGAAGCAAAUGUGCUGGUGUGUGGGUUGUAAUAUUGUAGAUUUUGAUAUCCAACUUUCCUAUUCAAUCAAUGUUAUGGUUUUAUUGCA
This is a messenger RNA of Rosa rugosa (rugosa rose), 4945 nucleotides long. Its product is annotated as stromal processing peptidase, chloroplastic-like. The coding region runs from base 437 to 4228 and encodes 1263 amino acids. The transcript is spliced from 26 exons. The record is from RefSeq and is a predicted model, not a curated record. Gene Ontology annotation, molecular function: metal ion binding. NCBI's taxonomy places the organism in Eukaryota, Viridiplantae, Streptophyta, Magnoliopsida, Rosales, Rosaceae.